Molecule: messenger RNA, 696 nt
Organism: Alosa alosa (allis shad)
Lineage: Eukaryota; Metazoa; Chordata; Actinopteri; Clupeiformes; Clupeidae
Gene: ube2na
Product: ubiquitin-conjugating enzyme E2Na
Exons: 4
Coding region: 85-549 (154 amino acids)
Biological process (GO): protein K63-linked ubiquitination; DNA damage tolerance
Cellular component (GO): nucleus
Molecular function (GO): ubiquitin conjugating enzyme activity
Source: RefSeq, a predicted model, not a curated record
ACGCCGGAAGACGUGUGUGUCUCCGCCGUAAAUGCAAACGAAGGAGUAGCACUGGGAGUCAGAGCAGACUACAGCAAAGACAAGAUGGCAGGACUGCCCCGCAGGAUCAUCAAGGAGACACAGCGCUUGCUGGCAGAACCGGUGCCAGGCAUCAAAGCGGAGCCAGACGAGGGGAACGCACGCUACUUCCAUGUGGUGAUCGCCGGGCCGCAGGACUCGCCGUUCGAGGGCGGCACCUUCAAGCUGGAGCUCUUCCUGCCCGAGGAGUACCCCAUGGCUGCACCCAAAGUCCGUUUUAUGACCAAAAUCUACCACCCCAACGUCGACAAGCUGGGCAGAAUAUGUCUAGACAUUCUGAAAGAUAAGUGGUCCCCAGCGUUGCAGAUACGCACAGUGCUGCUGUCCAUCCAAGCAUUACUAAGUGCUCCAAACCCAGAUGAUCCUCUAGCCAAUGAUGUUGCGGAGCAGUGGAAGACCAAUGAAGCUCAAGCCAUAGAAACAGCACGGACAUGGACCAGGCUGUAUGCCGGGAACAACAUAGAAGUGUAGAAACGAGUUGAAGAAGAAGAGGAUUAUGUGGACGUCGAGUGUGAACACAACUCCUCAUGGUCCGCCAAGAUCUGUUCAUUUGCAUUUAAAUGACAGUCUUGGACCAAAUAAAACAUCAAACAAAACAUCUAUACCUAUCAAAAGAAA